GGUUCCAAGCCUGGUGCUGGCUCUGAUCGGCGAAAGCAGAUUACUAGCUACACGGCCAUCCGCACUGCUCUCAUCACUACUUUCUCUACUACUUCUGCUGCAGACGUUGAGUCUUUGGCAGCACCCUUCAGCUGCCGUCCUCAAGGUCGAUGGCGACACCGACACCUCGGCCAAUUUGAACUGACCGCCGCCUCAGCGCGCCACCGCUCGUUAGUUCCGUGAGCCGAGCAACAGCAGACUCUGCUGGCCAGGGGUUGCAGCAGCCACUGCAGCAGCCCCAGCCACAGCCACGGUCCCCGCGGCAGCAGCAGUCGGACCCGCAGCAACAGAAGCUGCAGCAGCAGGAGCCCGCGGGCGCCUCGCGGCUGAGCCCGCGGCUUCCCGCCAUUUUGGCGCCGAGGGCCGCUCUCCCCGCAGCCGCAGCCGCUGCCAGCACCGCGCACACAGACGCCACGAGCGCUGCACCCAUGCAUGCCACCAACACCUCUCAUGGCGCAGCAGGCAGCAGUAGCAGCGGCGGCGCAGCCGCGCCUUCCGCCCCCGGCUCCUCCGGCAGCCGCGCUGCUAGCUCGAGCCAGCAGCAGCUCUGCCAGCAGAUGUACAGCAGUAAUGAGGUCCAGAAAGAGCGAGAGCCUGCUGGACAGGCUCUCGCUCGUGAUCCGGAAGAAGAAGAAGAGGAGGAGGAGGACUAUCCGAUGACUGAGGAUGUGUUGGCUGGUUCGGCAGCAGUGCUAGGCGGCGGCGCUUGCGGUCAGGGCCAGCCGGCGCUGGUGUCGCUGCUGGGUCGUGCAUGCCGCGUGCCCGCCUGCCUGAGCGCGUUCGGAGGAGGCGGCAGCAGCCGCAGCAGGCACCGCACAGCCCAUGGCGGAGGCGGAGGCGAAGGCGGCAGUGGUGGGGGUGGGGUGGGUGGCGGCGGGAGCAGUGGAGGCGAAGGGCUGUUUCGGCGGCUGGUACGGACACUGAAGGGCGGCAAGUCGGACGCUGACGCCGCAGCGGCGUCCGGGCCUGAUGCAGACGGCGGAGCCGGAGGUGUCGGAGCCGGCGGGUUGCAGGUGGUUCCGCUGUUUGCUGCGGCAGCCGCCUCCAUGCGCCCGCGUCCGCCGCCGACCUGCACUAGCAGCACCAGCAGCCCGCUGACGGCCUCAGCGGCGGCGGCAGAAGAACCCGCGGGCACGGAGAGUUUCCUGGCGGCGCAUGCCAGCGGCGGCAGCGGCGCCGCCGCCGCAACCAGCCCACCGCCGCCGCCAGCAGCUGCAGCAGCGGGUGAGCCGUCAACGGUUGGUCGGCAGUACUGCAGUCCUGACCCGUGCACUCAGUUGUACGACCAGCAUUGGUACGGCCGUCCGAGGCAUAGGCAGCGGCGGGUGGAGCGCGAGGCGGCGGUGGCCGCCGCCGCCCCGGAGCCGCCUGUGCUGGUGACGGCAGCGGCUGUUGCCGCCGCCGCCGUUGCCGCCGCCGCCACCGCCGCUGGCGAUGCUUCUGCUAUGCGUGGGUCAGCACUGGAUGUGACUGCUAGGGGCGGAUCCGACCCGGCUCAGCAUCUGCCGCCGCCGCCGCCCGCUGACAACCCUUUAGCUGGCCGGCCGACGCCUCAAGCCAGCUCAGGGGCCACUCCACCUGUCGCUGAUGACGUCCUCAUGCAUCCGCUGCGUUGUGCCUGGGACGCCCCAGGCAACCCUGACAUCCCUGAUACCGCGGAGGCGUCAACCGUGCCACAGCGUGCUUACGAUCAACACAGCCAACACAUCAGCGGCUCCAGCACCCCAUCAUCCCCCGCCACCCGCAGCCGCCGCACCAGCCUGCACGGCGAUGGCCGCGAGGAGGCAGACGAUGACACCACGGCGCCCGGAACGCCCUUCAGCGACUGGAGCGGUGCUGCUGCUGUUGCUGCUACUGCCGUCGACGGGGGGCUGCUACAGCUCACGCCGGACGGGCCGGGCCGCGCGCCGCGAAGCACGGCGCAGCACGAGACCAACGACUUGCCCGACCAGCACUCAUGCGUGCUGAGCCCUGCUGCUACAGCCGCCGCCUCAGCCGCCGCCGCCGCCCCCGCCCCCGCCGCCGCCAGCACCACCGCCGGCACCAGUGGCGCCAAUGCCGCUCCUCUGCAUGCAGCGACGCACGGCUUCUACGGAAGCCCUGGUGCAACCUUCUCAACACCCGACAGCCCGCCAGCGUUUCGCCCCAACUUUGCUACAUCCACGAUGGCAGCGCCGGGGCCCUUGGGCUCCCCGCUGCGCCUGCUACAGCCUGCCAGUGCGCCGGCCAGCGCCGGUGGCUGGGACGGCAGCGGCGCCUCCAGCUCCACAGUCUGGGGCGCGUUCAACCCGGAGGCCUACGCCUCGCCGCCCGCUCGCGCGUCAGCGGCGCCGCUGCAGCUGCAAUUGCUGCCGCCGCCACCACAGUCCCCACGUUCUCCGCGGUCAGGCGCCGGCGGCGCAGGACGGGCGAGGCGGGGACGUCGCCACGGCCCCGCGGCUGCCGCAGCUGCAGCCGCCACUGCCGCUGCUACAGCAGCAGAGCAGCACCAACGUUACGAGAGCGAAGGCCUACUGCUGCCUUUGCCGCUGCCACCGUCACCGCCCGCGCAGUUGCCGCCGCUGCCGAACCUCCUACUGCCGUCCCAGCCGUCACCGCCUCCCAUGCAGGUACAGGCGGCGGCUGCGGCAGCGCUCCAGCUACCCGGCCCAGUGCUGCAGCUGCCGCCGCUGCCGGGAUCGCCCCUGGCUUCCUCCCUGGCCGCCGCCGCCCGCUCGCCGCGCGCACCCGCUGCCGCCCACACCCCGCCCUCGCCCGUUGAAGCCGCCCUCGCCACCCACGGCGCUGCGGGUGCGGUGGUGGCGGUGGUGCAGUCGUCCCGGGCGGCGGUGGCGGCGGCUCGCGGCGCGGCGCACCUCGCGCUGCAGUCUGACACAGAUACGCGGCACCACGCGCCCGACCAGGUGUCGGCGGCGGCAAUGGCCCCCGGGCCCCUGCUGCCGGUGGUCGGCAGUAGCCGCUUCACCACCGCUGCCACAGCUGCCACCGCAGCUGCCGCCGCAGCUGCCGCCGCAGCCACCGCAGGAGCCACCGGAGCCGGAGGAGGAAGAGGAGGCGGUCCUGCUAGCCCGGUUAGGAGCCAGGGCGCCACCGCUCCGCCAUGGGCGGUGGGUGGGUUCAGGACGGAGGCCGCGGGUGCGGCCGGUGAGGCGGCGGGCGGCAGCGCCAGCAGCAGCGGGGACAGCAGCGCGGGCGGUUCGCCGCAGCGGGGCGAGGAGGAGGAGCAGGACGAGGAGCCAAGGCGCCGGCCCCAGCGCACCAGCAGUGCAGACGGGAGCGUGGGCGGCCACACUAGAGGCGGCAGUGCCAGUGGUGCUAGUGGUGAUGGUGGUGCUGGCCAGACCCGGCCGCGCCACCGCCGCGCGCGCUCCGUGGGCUCCGAUGACGAAAUGAACGCUGUGCUGUACGGCAGAGGCAGCGGCAGCAACAGCCCACCGCCCGUGUACGAGCAGUUGCAGCUGCAGCUGCUGCUGCCGCCAGACGUGGCCGGUGGUCCGGGAGGAGCAGCGGACGGCGCCGCGGCAGGCACGGCUGUAGGUGCGGAUGCGGGCGGGCACGCUGUCAGUUGUGCAUCUGCCGACUCGCCCGCAGGUGGCGCGGCCGCCGGCAGCAGCAGCAGCAGCGCGCGGCGCACACCCGCUCGCGCGCCGCGUGGCCGGCCGCCGCGCCCGCCGCUGCCGCCUCAAGCGGCAGCAUCUCCGCCGUCACUGCAGCCACCUACAUCUGCACUACUUCAGCCGCUGCCGCCCUUACCCCGGGUCCCGGCUGCCACCGCUGCGGAGCCCGCCGGUCCGGAGUCCGCUGCCUCUUCAGCCGCAGCCACACCGCUCCAACCCACGACCGCUGCCACCGAGGCGGCUCGCCGGCGCUCCUCCAGCUCUGUGCUGAGCCGCGCCUCCACUUGGGGCUCUGUGGGCGCGGUGGAGCCGGCCCCGCCCGGGCCCACGCCACGGACGCCUGCUGACCAGCAAUGGCAGCAGCAGCACCCGCAUCACUGCCAGCAGGCCCAGCAAGCGCAACAGCUGCAGGAGGAUGGCACGGGUUUGGCAGGGCCCUCUGGCGACAGCAGCCCGAGCAGCGCGACGGCGACUGCAGCAUCGCCGUCCAACACAUUUGAGACUGCUGCGGCGGCGGCGUCCGCCUUCCUCUUCCACCAGGUGCCAGGUGCAGCUGGCUACAGCCGAGACGGAGAGGCUGCAGCAGUGACAGGACGCCGCCUGGCUAGCGCCCCUAGCUGGGGCUCUGAGGCCUCUUUCGACGCGCUGCUACAGCUUUCGCCGGCACCGGUGCUACAGCCGCAGCCACAGCCACAGCUCGACCGGGAGCCCCGGUCGCAGCCGCGGCGCCUGCGCUCCCACCGCCGCCAGCGCGAGCAGCUGCUGCAUCCUGGCUUGCCCAUGCCGUCUCUCUUCAGCAGUGGCAGUAGCACCAGCAGUGCAGGCUCUGCAGAUGUGCUGGAAGACAUGCUACAGCCGCCCUAUCUGCCACCGCCACCGCCGCCACUGCUGCAGCCGACGCCUUUGCAGCGACAAUGGCGGGACUCCUCUCCACCUUCCACGCCCUCCGCGACGCAGCCGCUGACUGCCGGCCGCGGCAGCAACAUUGGCAGUAGCAGCACCGCCGGCAGCGAGCCGCCGGCGCCCACCAUGUCGCCUGGCUGGCGCCGGCAGCAGCAGGAGGGCUCCGGCCGGCCAUUGCUGCCCGCGUCGCCUCUGCAGCUGGAUCAAGUGGGCGUGGGCGCGGGCGCGGGCACGGCGGCCUGCAGUGCUCCUGGUGGCAGCGCCGCUGGUGCCGUGGCCGGCGCCGCUGCACCACCAGCGCUGCCGGCACUCCGACCCGAGGCCGCCCCUGCCGCGGUACACGUGCAGCUGCGGCUGGCGCCACAGACGGCUGACGGCGGCUGCGGCGUGGCAGUGCGACUGCUGGUGCUGGACGGCGGCGGCGAUCCGCCUGCCACAGCACAGCUAUUGCCAGCACCGCGACAGCGCCAUUCGCAUGCCGGUGUCAGGGCCAGCACCACCACCACCAACAGCAACAGCACCAGCACCACCAACAGCAACAGCAACAGCAACAGCAACAGUAGUGUGCCUGCCCUGCACCCGCGGGCGCCGGGAGCCGAGCCGCAAACCGGCGCUGCACCCGGCACCGCCGGCGCCAGCCUGUUAGGUGUUCACGCCGGCUUGACUGAGGUUCUGGAUGCGAAAGGUAUAGACGAACAAGGUCCGAAUUCUGAUUCGGAUCUGGAUCAGGACGAGCAGCUGGACCGGCUGCUUGAGAAGCUGGUGCUGGCGGCGACGGCGGCUGGGGACGGCGGCGGUGGUGCCGGUGGUGGUGAUUCUGAGGGGCGGCUUGCAGGGCAUGCGACAAGGAGGGGCGUGGGCGGCGCUGCGGAUGUGGCAGGAGGCGAGCGUGUGUCGGCUUCGCCCGCGCUGCAGCAGCGGCUACUGCUGCGGCUGGCGCUGGCACGGUCCACCACCGGCAGUCCCUUGGCGGGGGCCCCGGCGCAGCAGCAGCAGCAGGGGCGCCACUACCAACCGGCCCAGGCUGGGGAGGAGCAGGUGCAGGAGGAGCAGGAGCAGGGGGACGAGGCGGCGGCGCUGCAGGAGGCGGCGCAGCACCGCAUCCUAGCCUGGGUUGGGCAGCAGCAGCGGUUGACCGAACGCGGCGCCGCAUUGCAGCUGGCGCCGUCGCCGGGGCCGCCACCCCUGCCGCUGCCCACGCCGCCGCCGGGCUCCAUCUUCGCUGACCCCAGCUAUGGGUCAGGCUCGUGGGAGGCGGCGGCAGCAACGCUGGGGCAGUGCGGCGGCGGUGGCUACCGCCGCGGUGGUGGGUGGCGCGAGCCGCCGCCUCCCUCCUACCCGAGCCUGAUGCGUGUGGCCGAGCCCGGCGACACACCCACACGAUCCGUCCCCAGCGGAGUAGCCGCCGUCGCUGUCCCCGGCGCUGCCGGCAAUGCUACGGCUGUAGCUGCGGCUGCUGAGCGCAGGCGCAUUGGCGGAUGGCGGCCGCGACACGGCGAGACCGGGUGGUCAGCCAUUGCCGCGGCACAAGCGUUGACGUGUCGGGGGCCCACGCAGCUCUUCCGAAGCGGCAGUAACAGCGCUGCGGCGGCGGCGGCGGCUGGCACCGCUGCUGCAGGCGCGGGGGCAGGAGGUUUCGCUGCUGUCAGUGACAGCAGCCCCACCAGCCGCCGCAUCCGGGCCCUGGGCCGGCUGCGCCGCCGACACUCGGCCGCAGAGGCGAUGCGGGGCGGAGACGUGGGCUCAGCGCUGCCGCCUCCUGCAGCAGCGCCGGAGCAGCAACGCCGCCCGCAGCACCGCCAUCAUAGCCACAGCAGCAGCGGCAGCAGCCCGCUGCUGCUGCCACCUGCUGUCAACCCUGGUGCUACUGCCGGCAUUGCCCCAAACCUGGGUCUUGGAUGUGGUCGAGAGGAGCACAUUGACGCUGCUGCUGUCAAUGAGGACGCCGAUGGCGGCGCUGGCACCGCCGGCACGGACGCCAGCACCCCGGCCAGCCGGCGGCGGCGGCGCGCGCUGCUGGGCUGGGCGCUGCGGGAGCUGGACAGCUUGGAGGCACUGCUGAGGGGCAGCGGGCUGGGGGCGGACGACGCGGCGGCGGUGCAGCAGGUCGUCCUGACGGAGCUCCUGGACCGGGUCAAUGCAGCCAUGCUGCUACAGCCGCCGUCCGAGCAGCAGCAGCCACAUGCUGCUACAGCCGCCGGCAGGGCUGAUGGCGGCAGCGCUGGGGUCGGCGAGGCCCCUGGUGGUGGCGAUGAGGCGGAGCGGCUGCUGCAGUUGCUACUGCCGCCGGGCAGCUGCAGUGUGGUGGCGGACGUGUGGGCGGUGCUGAGCCACUGCCUGGAGCCAGGCGGCGACAGCAUUGCCGGUGGCCUUGGUGGCGGCGGCGGCGCUGGCGUAGGUAAGCACUGUGUCAUCAGCAGUAAGGCGGGCGGGAGACUGCUGGCGGGCAGCAUGGGUGACCACGACGUGAGCAGCAGCCUGCUGGCACUUGCCGCGAGCGACGCCCUGCUACAGCCACACCCACAGCUACAGCCUCUGAGCUCGGUACAGCCACCGCCUUCAGCGCUGAGCCCGGAGGCAGGUAGUCCCGCGGAGGGCGGUUGGGCGCACCGGCCUUCUCCGGAGCAGUGGCGCCGCCAGACCGGGCCCGAGCACCACCGCCGGCGGCGCAAGCAGCCGCUGGGCAUUGGCAGUGCUGCCGCUGUGGGCGCCGAUGACAGGCUGCCGCCGCACAUGCCGGCACGCCCGCCGCCCUACCCGGUGAGCCUCUUGCCUCCGGGGCCACAGCCGCACCAGCAGCACCAGCAGCAGCGGCAGUAUCAACUCGUGCAGCAGCCGCAGCAGCAGCUGGCGGGGGCCACGGCUCUGUCCUCCGCAGAGUGGAGCUACCUGGCUGGGCUGGUGCUGGCGGCGGCAGACAGCAGCACCGCCGGCAGUCAGGUUGAAGGUGAAGUGGAAGAGUGGGCGGAGGAGGGGCUCGGGCACGGCGAGGAGUGCGGCCCUGCUGCUGCUGGGGUUGUGGAUGCGGAGGCCCCAGGUGGCGUGGGUCUGGCGGCGGCGGGGCAGUCGGUCGCUGCAGCGGCGGGGCAGUCGGUGGCACCAGUAGCAAGAGCCAGCAGCCCUGCGGCCACGGCUGCUGCGGCUGACGUGCACGCCGCGGCCGCGCAGCUGGGCCUGAGGCAGCGGCAGCUGCGGUCUUUGCCGCGGUCUGCUGCCGCGGGUGGUGAUGCCUGGGGAGAAGGCGGAGCAGGGCCACCAGGAGGCGGUGGGAGCGGCGGCGGAGGAGGCGGGGCUGGGGGCGGCUCGUGGGGCUGUGACGAGGAGCGGCGCGAGCUGUUGGACAGGUGGCUGGAGGAGGUGGUGGCGAUGAGCCCGCCACUGAUGACCCGAGACGCUGAUGCGGAGGAGGAGGUGGUGGAGGAGGAGGAGGCUCAGCUGGAAGAUGCGGAGAAGCGACCGGAACAGGGGGAGAGACAGCAGCAACAAAAGCGACAGCAGCGGCUGCGGCUGCUGCCGCCGCCGCCCAUAAGCCCAGGCACAGCUGUGGUCUUCCGCCACUUCUACCAGACCAGCCACCCGGCGGCGGCGAGAGCACAUGCGUGGCAGACCAGUGGCACCGCGGGCGCCGCCGGCGCCUUUGGCGUGGAGGCGGCAGCAGCUGUCCAUGCGCCGGCUGCAGCGGCGGCUGUGCCGGCAGCAGCGCCGCGCUCGGCCUCGUCUUCGGAGCACUGGUACGGCGAGGAGCACUCCGAGCGGGCGCAGCAGGCGCAGCAGGCGCAGCAGGCGCAGCAGGCGCAGCCUUCGAAGCCGGGGGCAGCUGAGACGCAGGCUGGCGUUAAUGGUGCGGGACCGGCUGCAGCUGCAGCUGCAGCUCCCGGAGCGGCCGCCGCGCCGGACGCGCGGCCGGCGGCAUCCAGCGUACCGCCGUCGCCGCCGCCGGCCGCGGGCCGGGCGAUCGGGAGCAGGGCCGCAGUCAGCGGCUGCGCGAAUGACGACAACAGCCAGGCCGCGGGAGCGGGAGCUGCAGCCGGUGCGGGUGGUCCUGGGGUUGGCCCCGGGGGCGGCGGUGAGGCGGGGCCGACGGCGGCAGCAGCAGCCAGUGGCGUGUACUUGUUCCCAGGACUGCGCCCGCGUCCGCGUGGCGAGGUCACGGCUUCGGCCGCGCCCGGCCCCGUUGCAGGCAGCAGCAGCGCAGCAGGCCCCUUGUCGCCGCCGCCCGUGACGGCACUGCUGGCGCCAUCGGAGCAGUCGGCAGCGGGGACGGCUGGCACCGCGGCACCGAAGGCACUGCCGCCGCCACCUCCGCCACCCCCCGGGCCGCCACCGCCGCCGCCGCUCCUGGGAGUUGGGGUGAAGGGACUCACUGCUGGGUCAGGCGCACCGCCACCACCGCCACUGGGGCCGCCACCACUGCCUCCCAGCGAGGUGUCAGGGGUGGCGAAAGCGCCGGGCCGCGCAGGCGGUCCGCCACCGCCACCGCCGCCACCGCCGCCGCCACUGCCCUUUGGCGGCGUCCGCUCGGGCGCCCCGCCGCCGCCGGGGCGCCGCGGCGGCGGACACACCGCUGGCGUGCAGCGAUAUCCCCAGGUCAUUGCGCUGCAUCAGGAGCUGCGCAGGGCGCUGACGGCUGGCAGCGGUGCAGGGGCCGGCCGCAAGGCGGGUGCAGGCGGCCGCGGCUGGGGUGGAGGCAGGUACCUGCCGCUGCUUCGCGGCUGGGCGGCGCGUGUGUCCGACCUCCAGCCGGGCUGCAUGUCCGAGGUGGUGGGCUUCGUGGCGGAGAUGGACGCCGCACUGGCGGUACUGAGCGACGAGGCCGCCGUCAUCCGCCGCGCCGCCGCCGCCGGCUCCCUGUCCUGGCCCGAGCGUCGCGCCGACACGCUCCGCUGGGCCGCCAGCCUGCACACCGAGCUCACAGCCCUGGCGGACAGGGCUGCCGGAUGGCCCUACCACCAACCCAGCCAGCAGUGGGAGCCCAGCCGUAGCGGCCCUGGCGGCGGCAGCGGUGGCACCGCGGCAGGGGCGGGCACAGGAACGAGGCCCGGGGCACAGGCGCAGGCGGCGGCGCAGGCGGCGCUGCGUGGUGUGGAUGGCGUGUGGGAGGAGCUCAGCCGGCGGGUGGAGGCGCUGGGGCGAGACAGAGAGCGCAUGGAGGCCAGAUUCAAGGAGCACGGUGUGCCGUGGGAACCGGGCCUGCUGCCGCGGCUGCAGCGCUCCGCUCUGAGGCUACUGGCGGUGCACCUGCGUCUGGUGCUGGACUGCACCAACACCACAACAGACACCAGCAGCAGCACCACAACAGACACCAGCAGCGGCACCUGCGCCGCUGCCAGCGCCGCCACUGCCACGGGCUGCAGCACGGCGGCCACAGGCGAAGGCGAUGGCAGCCAACGGGAACGGCAGGGGCAGCAGGCGGCAGGGCAGCAGCCGGAGCGGCAGGAGAAGCUCGCCGGUCCGAUAGCGGCCCACCGGGACCCAGCCGCCACCGCAGCAGCAGCAGUACCAGCAGUACCAGCAGUACCAGCAGUACCAGCAGUACCAGCAGUACCAGCAGCAGGCACGGCGUCUACGGCGGGCGCAGCGGCGGCCGACCGGCGGCACGCUGCUGAGGCGGUGGCGGCGGCGGAGCGGCGGCUGCUGGAUGGCGGCGUGGCGUUUGCAUUCCGGGUGCACCAGUUGGUGGGCGGCUUCGACGCCGAGUGCAUUGGGCUGCUGGAGGCGCUGGGGCCGCGCUGGCGGGCCGCACGGCGCCGUGCUGAGCAGGAGGAGCAGGGGGAGCGCGAGGAGGGGCAGCAGGAGAGGCAGGGCGGGGUGAGUGGAGCUGUGGUUGUGGGGGGCGAGCCGGCUGGUGCUACCCAGGCAUGAGCGGUGGUGGGGGUGGGGCGGGGCCGUGGCGGAGUGGGCACGUGGGGGAGGGCGGGGGGGGGGGCAGAAUCAUCGCCAAGCCAAAUGGGGUUUGGGGACUUGGGGUGUAGGCUGAAGCAGGCAAAAGGCUGAAGGCCAACAGAGGAGCGUGCAUGCGAGGUAUGCGACCGUAUGAGGCCUGGCAGUUAUGAAUGCGACAUUACAAGAAGGGACUCUCCCGUUAUGGCUGCGUCCCCGUGAUGGUCAGUGGCGCCAUCCCUGUCCAGCCAAGCGAGCAUGGUGGGGCGUACUGGGGGAAAGGAGGACAAGUACGGUAGAUCGAUGGCCUGGCUUUUUAGGAGCGCAUGCUACUGUGUUGGAUUGCACAGGCGCAUGUAGAGACAGUAUUGCCUGGGAUGAAUGCCUGUUGUGGGCGCGGUCACGGGCUCAGUGCAUAUUAUUUGCGUGUGGCAACUGGCAACGGGAACGUUGGGGUGCCGGUGGAAGUCGAGAACGGCAACUACGAGGGCAAGGGCGCCGGUCACGACCCGCAGCCGUUUUAUCUGGUUGACCGCGAC
Chlamydomonas reinhardtii is the source of this 10978-nucleotide messenger RNA. RefSeq lists its product as uncharacterized. The record is from RefSeq and is a predicted model, not a curated record. NCBI's taxonomy places the organism in Eukaryota, Viridiplantae, Chlorophyta, Chlorophyceae, Chlamydomonadales, Chlamydomonadaceae. The coding region runs from base 468 to 10421 and encodes 3317 amino acids. The transcript has 7 exons.